GAUCGUUGUUGUUCGUUGCUUCCAUCAACUUCUCGACAGUCGUUCGCCAGUGCGUUUAACUACUGUUAUGGGUUUAUUCCGUUUCACGAGGCGUUCAGAGUUUGAUUAAAACACAAAAAAUCGAUUUAUUCUAACCUUAAAUAAUGGAAAUCUUUAACGUAGAGAGCCGCGAGGCGGCUCUCCCUCUCUCUGCACUGCGUCUGGUUGUGCCUCCUCUUCGGCUGAUGUCAGCGUUUCUAUGGCAGAUGGUUCAGCGUCGUAAUGUAAUACAGUACGGGAAGCUGGAGCAAUUUGUGGUGCUGGUGACCGAGACCGUGCCAGACAUCAUGAGUCAAAGUCUGGUUAAUAAACUGAUCUUUCACCUGCGGAAAAAGGUGAUAUUGGAGCUUUGUCUAAGAGAUAAAAUGCCAGAUCUUUGGGUCAUUCAAGCACAUCUGGAUUCUCUGCGAAAUCUCACACAUAAAUGUAAAGAUGUGGAAAGUGAGAUCAUCAAUAACAAAUUUAUCAGAAUGGUGCACAACAUUUUAGAGGAUGCAGAAAAGAAAGAUAAUUUCAUCCAGCAUGUCUUCCCUGUAGAAUAUGGAUCUGGAUAUGAUGCAGUAUUACAGAGCCUUGCAUGGGAUUUCCUGUCUCGAGUAGAAGAUCUGCUGCCAGUGCCCAACCUCAAAGAGACAGCAUCCUGGCUUUGCGGCGGUCUUUCGAUGAUGGAGGAGAUUGUGCAGCCACUCUCAGAUCCAGCUGAGAUCAAGGAUGUUCUGCAGCAUUUCAAAACCAAAAGACUGCACACAAGAAACAAUGAGCAAUCUCAAAGAGUUAUCAGUGAAAUGUCCAUUCCAUCUACAUCUGAAGUAGUUUGUUUGCCUCAUCCAGUCUCGCCUGACAUUACCAUUGAACAUGAGGAAACUUUGCCUCCCACCUCCAUAGCACAAGAGACAAUUAUCAUUGAAUCAGAAGGCACAGAGAACAAUCAGAAUCUGAUCAAGCGGCCAUCGCCAUAG
Molecule: messenger RNA, 998 nt
Organism: Carassius auratus (goldfish)
Lineage: Eukaryota; Metazoa; Chordata; Actinopteri; Cypriniformes; Cyprinidae
Exons: 7
Coding region: 144-998 (284 amino acids)
Biological process (GO): telomere capping; regulation of telomere maintenance via telomere lengthening
Cellular component (GO): shelterin complex
Molecular function (GO): telomeric repeat DNA binding
Source: RefSeq, a predicted model, not a curated record